This is a messenger RNA of Henningerozyma blattae CBS 6284, 2517 nucleotides long. It is a transcript of the gene NIP1, whose product is annotated as translation initiation factor eIF3 core subunit c. The record is from RefSeq and is a predicted model, not a curated record. Gene Ontology annotation, cellular component: eukaryotic translation initiation factor 3 complex. The transcript has a single exon. Gene Ontology annotation, molecular function: RNA binding; translation initiation factor activity; translation initiation factor binding. The coding region runs from base 1 to 2517 and encodes 838 amino acids. Gene Ontology annotation, biological process: translational initiation. NCBI's taxonomy places the organism in Eukaryota, Fungi, Ascomycota, Saccharomycetes, Saccharomycetales, Saccharomycetaceae.
AUGUCUCGUUUCUUUGCUUCUACUACCUACGAUUAUGAAAGUGGUAGCUCUUCAUCUGAAGAAGAUUUAUUAUCUUCUUCUUCCGAAGAUGAAUUAUUAUCUUCUUCUGGAGAUGAAUCUCAGGAUCUUCAAAAUGAUGAUUCUGAUGAUUCCUUCUUCGAAAAUGACGAAUCUGAAGAAGAAUCUGAUUUUGAUUCUGAUGAUUCUGACAGCAAGCCUUACGGUCCAGAUUGGUUUAAAAAGCCAGAAUUUAGAAAAGGUGGUGCUUCUAACAAAUUCUUAAAGGGUAACCGUUAUUCCGACUCUGACGAUUCUGAUGACGAAGGUGCUAAGGUUGUUGUUAAAUCUGCUAAAGAAAAAUUAUUAGAUGAAAUGCAAAUGGUCUAUAAUAAGAUUGAUGCUGCAGAAUUAACUAAUGAUUGGGUCACAAUUUUGAACGAAUUCGAAACUAUCACCAAAUUAUUAAUUAGAUCUCAACAACAAAAUUUUGGUAUUCCAAAUAUUUUCAUUAAAGUUAUUGCACAAAUUGAAGAUGCAGUAAGCGAAGUUCAAAACAAUAAUGCUAAUAAUGAAGAAGCUUCAACUACAUCCAAUGCCAUGGAAGAAAUUAUGAAAAAUAAAGCAGUUGCUAGGGCCUUCAAUACUAUGAAGCAAAGAAUUAAAAAGACUGCCAGAGAAAAUGAGCAACUAUUGGAAGAUUUAAGAAAAGAUCCAGAAUCCUUUGAUAAAGAACCAACUGUUGAUUUAGAGGUUUCUUUAGCUCCAGAACCUGCUACAUUCACUUUGAAGAAUGCUGCUGCUAACUUAUCUUCAAUGGCAAAUGCUACAUCGGAAGUUAACUUCUUUUCUGCUUUACAAAUUGUUUUAGACUCUAGAGGUAAGAAAAAUGUUGACCAAUCUACAAUGGUUAAAACAAUGCAAGAAUUGAUCAACAUUGCCAAAUCUCCAUAUGAAUUAAUCAUGGGUUACUUAACUUUGAUUCCUGUUAGAUUUGAUAGUUCUGCAACUUUAGCUUAUCAACCAGUUGAUCAAUGGAAGUCUUCCUUGAACGAUAUUGAAAGCUUAAUGAAUAUUUUGGAUGAAAAUAUUAAUAAAUAUCAAGUUACUGAAUUAACGAAAAAAAAUGACUCCAUUGAAAUUGAACCUACUGCUAAUGAAAAAGGUGUUAAACAAAUUUUGGGUUCUUUGUUCUCAUUUGUUGAAAGAUUAGAUGAUGAAUUCAACAAAUCAUUAUUAAAUACUGAUCCACAUUCAAGUGAUUACUUAUUACGUCUGAGAGAUGAACAAUCUGUUUAUAAUUUGAUUUUAAGAGUUCAAUUAUACAUGGAAGCAAUCUUAAAUGAAGAUGAACAAAAGAAGGUUUUGAAUCGUGUAUUCAUUAGAAGAUUAGAUCAUAUUUAUUAUAAGCAAAUGAAUUUAAUUAAUAUCAUUGAAUCCACUGCUUGGGAAAAUGUUCCAUCCCAAUAUACCUCUAAAUAUAUUCCAUAUGAAGGAACUGUUAAUGAUUCUUAUAUUGCUACCUUAAUUAAAUGUUUAUCUGAAACAGUAAGCUCUCAAUCCAAUGAAUUAUUUACUAAACGUGCUAUCUUAUAUCAUAUCUAUUUCAUUGCUGUGAAUGUUGAUUUCUACGCUGCUAAGGAUAUGCUAUUAAACUCUAAAGUUCAAGAAUAUAUUAAUACCUCUGAUCCAUCUGUUCAAAUCUUAUACAACAGGGUCGUUGUACAAUUAGGUUUGGCUGCAUUUAAAUUAUGUUUGAUUGAAGAUUGUCAUCAAGUCUUGAACGAAUUAUUAUGCAGUCCUCAUUUGAAAGAAAUUUUGGGUCAACAAAGUUUACAUAGAAUUGUUGCACCAACUAACCCAAACAACACAUCUGAACAACGUGAACAAUUGUGUUUACCAUAUCAUCAACAUAUUAAUUUGGAUUUGAUUGAUAUUGUUUUCUUAACAAGUUCAUUAUUAAUUGAAAUUCCACAAAUGGCUGCGUUCUAUUCUGGUAUUAAGGUGAGGAAAUUACCAUUCUCUCAAAGAUCUGCCCGUCGUCUAUUAGAACACUACGAAAAAUCCAGUUUCCAAGGUCCUCCAGAAACUUUGAGAGAUUAUGUUUUACAUGCUGCUAAAUCUAUGCAAAAUGGUGAUUGGAAACAAUGUUACGAAUUUUUGAAAUCUAUUCAAACUUGGAAUUUAUUGCAUAAUUCUGAAGAAGUUCUUGAGAAAUUAAUUGAAAGAAUUCAAAUCGAAAGUUUGAAGACAUAUUUCUUAACUUAUAGAAGAUUUUACUCCAGUUUCUCUAUUGUUAAAUUGAGUGAGUUAUUUAGUCUAAGUGAAGAAAAAAUUAUCGAAGUUUUGGACGAUGCUAUUAAGAAAUUUGGUAUUAAUGUUAGCAUUGAUGAAACUAAGAAAUUAGUUAAAGUUGAAAAAGGUGAGGCUAUUAGUAAGUUGGAGGAGGUUGCUUUGAAAUUAAGAAAAGAAUAUAAACUCGGUGGUGACCGUUUUAAACUUGGGGGUGGUCGUCGUUAA